AUGCGUGACAGUCAUUGGAACCCGCGGUUCGUGCAGUUGAGUUUGGACCUGGCCGGCAGGUUGUUGAGUGUUCGAGCCUCCUGCACAAGUCACUCGGUGGAUUGCUGGCCAGAAGCUCAAAUGACCCUUCUUACAUCCCCUGGUCAAACUGCCACCACUACCUCUCUUCCUUUCUCCUCCCCUUCUGGACAGCAUCUGGCCACCUUUCAUCUGCUCAAACAAAUCCUUGCUAAUUCGGUGCCAUUAGAGGCUGUCUUUCAUUCCACUCCCUUCUCUGCGACUACCAACGCACCAAUCCUUAAUAAUUGGCCUCAGAUUCAACAAUACUUUUCAAAACUGCGUUCACUCAUCUUCACAUCCCGAAGGACUUCUCCACCACCACCACUGCCACCACCACCUCCACUGCCCCCUCCUCCCUCUCUACCUCAGUCACCAUUGCCAUCUUCAGCUCUAUUUAAUCCCCUUUCCAUGCAGCCGAGCACUGCGUUACCACUGCUUCUUCUGACUCAACCCACUCAGUGCUUCCUUCCUACUUCUUCGAUGCCCAUAUUAACAGCGCCGACACCACCUCUGCUGCCGUUAACAGGCAAUUUACUUAUCGACAUUUUGGCUCUGACUUCACCCCUGACGCAGGUGCCUCUCCAAAUACAGCCUUUGCCUACGCCACUAACCUUUCCUCAGGCGACACUGCAUCAGCUUGUGUCUCCGUUGCCACCGCAGUUGCCCCUAGUAACAAACGAGCGACAAGCGCAGAAAAAUUGCUUUAAUCACCUCCAGGUGGUGUGCUUCAAAGAUGAGGCGAAGACACGCUUCAUGUGUUUGAAGUGCAGUAAGCAGUGGACUUCGAUGAAGGGCGCCAUCACCUUUGUGGUGAUAAUGUCCCACCAGACAACACCAACGGUGGAGGUGGCGUUGGCUCCACCAACGGCUACAGAGGAAGGAGCAACAUGGUCAUCGCAGUGUUGCGUCACCCUUCGACCCGGCGCCAACGUUCUUCUUGAGCUCUUCCCCCAGGCCUGCGCUGAUUGUGCCCUCCAUGGUGAGGUUCGUCUCUCCCCUCCCAAGUGGUAUCCUGAAGAAGUCGACAAGUUUGAAAGAAGAGCUCUUGCCAUGCCAAGUCCUGGAACACAUUUGCUCACCAAUGACUACGUUGAUUACUCACCGAAAGUUAGUCAAGUGAGCUCCAAGCACCAAGUCCCAUUAAAAUUCCUCUUAACUUAA
This is a messenger RNA of Hydatigera taeniaeformis, 1221 nucleotides long. The record is from the annotation of a GenBank genome assembly. NCBI's taxonomy places the organism in Eukaryota, Metazoa, Platyhelminthes, Cestoda, Cyclophyllidea, Taeniidae.